This is a messenger RNA of Exaiptasia diaphana, 2994 nucleotides long. Its product is annotated as sodium/glucose cotransporter 5. Gene Ontology annotation, biological process: transmembrane transport. The transcript is spliced from 14 exons. The coding region runs from base 85 to 2091 and encodes 668 amino acids. NCBI's taxonomy places the organism in Eukaryota, Metazoa, Cnidaria, Anthozoa, Actiniaria, Aiptasiidae. Gene Ontology annotation, molecular function: D-glucose:sodium symporter activity. The record is from RefSeq and is a predicted model, not a curated record. Gene Ontology annotation, cellular component: plasma membrane.
AGUGACGUGGAUCGGAUCGAUCAAUGCAGCCAGAUCUCUAGUUUCUGCACAAGUAUUUAUAGAACCAAGCUCGUAAAGUCCAAUAUGGUAACACUCGACGAGAAAUCUCGCAAUUUAGCGUGGAUAGAUUGGUUGAUCAUCGCUGCAUACUUUGUGUUAUGCCUUGGCGUUGGAUUGUUUUCGAAGUUUAGGAAGCAAAGAGGACAAGCUGAAACAGCAGAGGGAUAUUUUCUUGCUGGCAGAAAAAUGCUCUUUUGGGCGGUUGGACCCAGUCUUUUUGCAAGUAAUAUUGGCAGUGAACAUUUCAUUGGUUUAGCGGGAUCUGGUGCUGCUAACGGUAUAGCUGUGGUAUCGUACGAAUGGGAGGCUGUAUGGGUGCUUAUGCUGCUUGGCUGGGUUUUUGUACCCAUCUAUUUAAGAUCAAGGGUGUUUACCAUGCCUGAGUACCUGAAUAAACGUUUUCAAAGCCGAUCAGUCAGGACGUAUCUCACUAUCACAGCCCUGUUAUCUUACGUCUUCACAAAAACCUCGGUUGAUAUCUAUGCUGGAAGYCUGUUCCUAUACGAGGCCGUAGGAUGGAAUAUGUACCUCUCUGCAGCUUGUGUGCUGGCAAUAACCGCCAUUUACACUUUACUUGGUGGUCUGACCGCAGUCAUCUUCACUGAUGUCUUUCAAUGCGUAGUAAUGAUCAUUGGCGCAAUCGUUGUAUCGAUUCUAAGUUUUACAAAAGUCGGUGGACAUGAAGGACUAUGGUCCAAAUAUGGAAGCGCUAAAGGAACACCAUGGCGCCCAGUCCCACCAAAUGGUAGCAGCAUUGUGUCCCUCAUGAAUAUAACAAAUGCUACUGACAGCUGCUACAAGAUGACUCCAUACUGGGGAAAUAUGUUUAGACCACUAAACGACCCAGACUACCCCUGGUUAGUCCACUGGACGACUAUCCCUAUCUUAGGAAUAUGGUACUUUUGUACUGAUCAGGUUCUUGUUCAACGUGCGCUAGGGGCAAAGAACAAUCUUCAYGCGAAAGCAGGCUCUCUUCUUGCCGGUAUACUCAAGAUUACUCCCAUGUUUCUGAUUGUCAUGCCUGGCAUGAUCAGUAGAGUCCUGUUUCCUGAUUCCAUUGCUUGUGCGGACAAGGAAAGCUGUUUACAUUACUGCGAUAACGAAUGGGGGUGUAGCAACAACGCUUAUCCCAAACUUGUGCUAAACAUCUUACCAAGGGGUCUUGUCGGUCUCAUGAUGGCAGUCAUGAUGGCUGCUUUAAUGUCAUCCCUGUCUUCAGCCUUCAACAGCAGUGCUACUAUAUUCACCGUUGAUGUUUGGGUUUUGUUAAGACCAAAGGCAACGGAGUGGGAAAAGGUAAUUGUUGGACGAAUCGUAGUGGUCGUGCUUGUUGGAGUGAGUUUAUGUUGGUUACCCAUCAUUCAAGGUGCCCAUGGUAGUCAGUUAUUCGUAUACAUUCAGACAAUUCAAUCCUACUUGGCUCCUCCAUUGACCAUGACGUUUGGUCUGGCUAUACUGUGGCCUGGUUUGACUAAGGCAGGUGCAUUAUCUGGACUUAUCAUCGGUCUUAUCAUGGGACUAAUGAAGUUUAUCUUUGGCAACAUCUAUCCUCCCCCUGGGUGUGGAUCAGAGGACAAUAGACCCUCAUUUGUCAAACUACACUUCUUGUGGUAUGCAUUGGUUAUAUUUGGUGUGUGCGGCAUUGUUGAGGUGGUUGUCAGCAUGUUCACAAGUAAAGUGCCACGUGAAGAGUUAGGUGGGUUGACAUGGCCAACCAUCAAUGACCGUCCAAUAUCCCAUGGAGCCAUAGGUGAAGAGGGAUUAUCAUCUGCUCAUGGAGGAAACACGUAUGAGUUGUCUCAGGUUGGACAAGAAAUGGAAACUGGAAUAAUCAUUGACAAUACAACUACUGGAGAAGGUGAGAACUGCAUAAAGUUCAAAGGUAAAACAGAAGAUGACAACAUCAAAACUCUACGGUACCUUGAUGUAGUACCAUUUGCUGAAGAAACACCCCUUCAAAAGUGGGCCUUAAGGGUGUCAACUGUGUUAGUAUUGUGUGUACUGGUCUUUCUGUGGGUGUACUAUAGAUAGACUGUCAAGACAACUACCAAAAGAAAACAACUUGCAGGCAUUUUGAAUGUCCAAUCUGUCAGUGUCAGUGAAUUGUUAUCUAUAAUCUAUGAGCUUGCUGUUAUUGAAAAUGUUACUAGAAAGUGUACAAUAAACUGUAUGAUUAUAGAUAAGAAGCUAUCUUAACUAUUAGUUAUUUUAUUUAUUAGUUAUUGUAUUUAUUAGUUAUUAGUCUAUUAUUGAAAUAGUACGGUGGCCCUGAAGUGACAACAGCUUAAAUCUAGUUCACUAUUUUGUUAUCRUUUUGAGUUGCUAGUUACAAUCAUGGUUUUGGAAUACAAAUGUAUAUUCUUCUGUUACGGGCAUGUGGACCAUAUGUAGGUCAUUAGUAAAAUUAUUAAGCCACAGGUAGCCCAAACUUAAUAUCAGAGRAUGGUUAGAUCAGUGAACCCAUUAUGUCAUCAUCCUCUAAUGCAAUAAAUUUGGGGUAUCUGUGCCUUGRUAAAUUUUGYCCAUGCAUCUGUACCCAUAGAUACAUGUAGUACUAACUGUUUCAUGUGGGAAUAUCGCACUUUUUUUAGGAAAGCAUCAAAAAAUUAAAAUGUAUGUGAUAUGCAUCUAAAGUGUACAUAAAUUUGACAAAAGUUACAAAUCUGCUGUAACAAAUGAAAUACUGUAGGUCAAGAUUGGGCAUCCUGUGUCUAUCCAUGGGGCCUGGUACAGUGCAUAACCAGCCACCAAAGUUGGUUGGAAUUUUGUAUUGUUUACUGUAUCUACUAGUGUCAACUGUUAUCAAUUUUAGUUUAAGACAAUAUGAUAACAUGAAGUUUAAUGGUUCAUACUUUCCUUCACUGGAAGUCAUGGUUCUGCUUAAGGGUGUUCUUGGAAUUGUUAAUUUUGGUAAUAAACCUCUUGAAAAGACAA